Messenger RNA from Caretta caretta (loggerhead turtle), 1976 nucleotides. The record is from RefSeq and is a predicted model, not a curated record. NCBI's taxonomy places the organism in Eukaryota, Metazoa, Chordata, Testudines, Cheloniidae.
CCAGCGCCCUCCGCAUGGGAGCGGUUCUGGCCCCUGGGGCGUCGCUGCAAGCGCGACACCGCAGUGACCGCCCCGCGCUGCUGUCGAGCUGCGAUGAGGAGGAAGUUCUCAGAGCCCCUGUUCGCUCCCCGUCCUGUCACCUGCCCGCGACAGGUCUGUGGCCAGCAGCCCCCACCCGCGCUCGCCGGGCUGCCUGGGGCAGCGCUGCACAGAGCAGGGCUGGGAGCCCGUCGCACCAGGAGCGGGUGUGAGCAUCUGUCAGCAGAGACACGGACCCUUCACCGCCGACCAUGGAGCCCCAGGUACUGGGAUGGAUGCCAACGGCUGGACUCCUGCUGCUGCUCCUUCUCCUCUGCUUCGGGCCAGAGACCUCCACGAGCAUCAACCCAGCUGCGCUCAGAGUGAUCGUGGAUUAUGUGAACCGGCCCCUCACACUAGAUGGAUCUCAAUAUGCCUUCGUCGUGAGCCUGCCCCGUGAGACGUGUAACCAACCCACCAACCUGCAGGAGCAGCUGCCCGAGACAGCGCUGAAUGCCAUGAAUCAGGCGCUCGCUAAGCCAGAUGGCCAGUACACCCUGAAUGACUGGCCUAUUGUAGCUGCCCGGCCUCGGCAUCGGAAGACUCGCUGGCAGCACAGCGAGUGGCGUCUGCUCCACAGGGGCAAGAACAGCUCGGUGGCCCAGCUCAAGGCCAGGACCUGCAGACCGAACUGCUGCCUGAUCUUAUUCACCCUCAACUCGCCCUGCACGAGCAUGUGCCUGGCGGAAAACGGGCCCUACAACAUCCUCAGCAUGACCAGCGAUGCCUUCUUGGACAUCGACAGCAACUACAAGGCCUUCGUCUUCCAGCGCAUCUUCUGCAACGAUACAUGGCCCGUGGUGAGCCGCCAGGAGCUGCUGGAGGCCUGGCACCAGCUGCACGAUGUGCCCCUGCUGCGCUGCGAAAACAACUGCUGCCAGGACUGCGCUGCGACGGACCCCGAAAACAACCCCUGCCUGGCUGGGAAGAUAUAGACAGUGGAGCGGGGCCAGGAAUCGUGUGUGGCUCUUUCUGCCACUGGCCUCUCUCGCUGCCCACGUGCUUCUGGCUCGCUGAGUAUAAAAGAAACACGUCCCAACCAGGCACCAAGCUCCAAUCCAAAACCCCAUUCUGAUGUGUACCCCAAUGUAGAGCCCUAAUCCAUGGGUGUGCUCCAAUCUAGAACCCCAUUCAUGGACAUGCACCAAUCUAGAACCCGAUACAUGGGUAUGUGCCAAGCUAGAACCCCUUCCAGUGUGUGUUCCCAUCUAGAACCCCAUCCCUGGAUGUGCUAAAAUCUCCAUUCUAGAGCCCCAUUGCUAGGUGUGCUGCAGUGUAAAACCCCAUCCCCAUCUCUGGCUGUACUCCAGCCUAGAACCCCUAGAAUCCCUGGGUGUGCUCCAAUCUGUGCUCUAGAAGCGGCCCUUUCCCCAAGUGUGCACCAAUCCAGAAUUGCCACCCCCACAGUGCAUCUCAAGCUCCGUGCUAAACCUUCACCCCCAGCAGUGCAUGUGAAGCUCCAAUCGAGAACAUGACCCCCAACCCUGGGGGUGUCUCUGAGCUGAAGUCAAGAACCCACAUCCACCCAGUGAGCUCAGAACUCCGAUCUAGAACCCAACCUCCAUCUCUGCAUGAGGCCGGGGGGUGGGAGCAGGGCAUAUUGUGAUGGGGCUGGAUCGCGGGGGGAGCUCCUUACUCAGAUGGUGGUGGGGGGAUUCCUGGGCAUGGACCAUAGCCACGGUGGGGCAGUGGGGCUCUCGGUGACUGGGGCUCUGUCAGUGGGGGCUGCUUUGGGGUUGUUCCAGUCUGUGGGUGAUGCUUUUUGCUGAUUCUCUGAUGUGCGAUUGCCACCAAUAAAGCUCCUGAGCAUCCUGGGGGCGUCUGUCCGUGCAUCCAGGUCUCCCAUCUCCGUCUGUGCGUCGGGAGUCUCACGUCGUCCCCUGGAGGUGCUGGGUCCC